Molecule: messenger RNA, 1449 nt
Organism: Brettanomyces bruxellensis
Lineage: Eukaryota; Fungi; Ascomycota; Pichiomycetes; Pichiales; Pichiaceae
Exons: 1
Coding region: 1-1449 (482 amino acids)
Biological process (GO): regulation of glucose metabolic process; protein phosphorylation
Cellular component (GO): mitochondrion
Molecular function (GO): pyruvate dehydrogenase (acetyl-transferring) kinase activity
Source: RefSeq, a predicted model, not a curated record
AUGCAGGCGGUGAAGCAGCCGGGACUACGGCUUAGUGCCAUUGCAUCAAGUUUGGACUUUUUAAUGCCUUUCCAGCCCCGAUAUUCAGACUUGCUAAAUGAGCAACAUUUUUAUCGUAAUCCAUCCAUUUUGGAAUUGGCAAAUCGCCCAGUGCAUCCAGUCACAUUACGCCAAUUGGCUAAUUUUGGGCAUAAGUUAACGGAGAAAAAGCUUCUCUCGAGUGCAAACUUUGUGAGAACGGAACUUCCUAUCCGAUUGGCUUUGAAAGUUAAAGAGCUGCAAGAGCUGAAUUUUGGAAUUGCAAACAACUAUCAUCUCAACCAGGUUUAUCAGAGUUACUGCUACUGUGUGAAUGCUUUCAGGCGAGCCCCUGUAAUAAACAGCCUUGAGGAUAACGACAGGUUCUGCCGCUUUAUAUCGCAUGUUUUGGAUGAUCACUUGAUUAUAUUGCCGCACUUGAUGAUGGGGUCUUUGGAGGUGUCUGUUUUGAAGAGUCUUUCUCAGGAGAAACUCGACAAGUUCAUUUCCAGCAUGAUCCGGUCCAGAAUUAGUAGGCGUGUGAUUAUGGAGCAGCAUUUAUCGCUCUCGAAGUCUUUUCAAAGCCAGUCAAAUCCUGUUUUGGUGAAGCCCCAGAACUACAUUGGUGAGGCAUUUGAGCAGGGGUCGAUUUACGAGCAUUUGCGGCUUACAGCGGAUGUUGUUCGCAGCUUUUUGCAGAGCAUCUAUCCCGAUCUGAAGAUGCCGGAGUUGGUUAUUGAAGGUUCUGAUCUCAAGUUCGAGUUCCUAACCUCGCACCUCAACUACAUAUUUGAAGAGAUUCUCAGAAAUGCAUUCAAGGCCACUAUUUCGGCCAUGCUCAAGCGCAACAAGACACUUUCGCAAGAAGAACUUGUAAAAUUAACACCACCGGCUGUUGUGGUGCAAGUUGUUCCUCGCAAGGAUUCCAUUGCAAUCAAGUUUUCCGAUCAGGGAGGUGGCAUGCCUAAAGAUGAGCGUUCGAAGGUGUGGUCGUUUGGGAAAAGCCCCGAGUUGGCAUCGCAGUACUUGAAGAACUUCUACAAGAUGUCACGGUAUGAUCUUCCCGACAGACCACCAAUGAGGGACCACCAGUUUUGGAAUGUGGGUGCCGGAAGAGCAGAUCUGGAGUCUAGAACAGAUGAAAAGAAGGCGGAUUCAAGUACAGGAGAAAGAAAAGACUUGGAUGGGGUGUUGGGAGACCUAGGAAGAAUGGAAUCAAGCAAGAAAGUGCAGAAAUCCACAUUGCUAGCCUUGGCUCGAAGGCCUUUUGAAUACACCUUGGGAAUUUCUCUUCCUAUGUGCAAGGUGUACACUGAUUACUGGAAUGGAACACUAGAGAUAUAUUCGGUUCAAGGAUAUGGAUCGGAUGUGUAUUUGACAUUGGGCAAGAUAGGAACUAAUCACGACAAGUUACAGCUUGACAGAGCUUAA